Molecule: messenger RNA, 6203 nt
Organism: Prionailurus viverrinus (fishing cat)
Lineage: Eukaryota; Metazoa; Chordata; Mammalia; Carnivora; Felidae
Gene: ANKRD31
Product: ankyrin repeat domain 31
Exons: 26
Coding region: 179-5986 (1935 amino acids)
Molecular function (GO): protein binding
Source: RefSeq, a predicted model, not a curated record
CCUCAGAGUCGGGGGCGGGGCCGCACGCGGCUCUGAAGUGGGGCGUGCGGCUCCCCCUGUAGGCGGCGUGCAGCGAGACGGCGGAGCUGGAAGGCCUCGCCGCGUACGACGGUCGUUGCCCCUCGGGAAGCGGGGAGUGGAGAAGGAGGAUAAAAAAGGCUCCAGGUGCGAGGCAAAGAUGGAGGAAGGCUCCCAGGCCCCGGACUGGGACAGUGAUGAGACGGUGAUAGACGAGUCGGUGACGGAGAGCGACCUGGAAGAAGAGGAGCUGCCCUGGAGAAGGUUGCUCUUUGAUGAAGACACAUCUCUUAGAUCUGAGUUCAGUCUCCAUCCUGGUAUAAGUGGCAGGUGCAAAGGCAAACUUUCUCCUGAGAUUCAACUUGGGUUUAAACUGAGAGAUAAUCCCCAAGAGCAAAUGAGUAAAAAUAAGAUAAUGCCUCUUAAUGACAAGGCAGUCUUACAGCAACCUCAAGAUGAAAUGGAACAAAGUCAAGCUCUAUUCCAGCAUAGAAAAAGUUUUCCAGUGGUCACUGAAUCAUUUCCCCAGGCUGAACUUUCACUGAACCACCGAAGCAUUCAAGGGCCUGAGGCUGAAAAUCCUGAAAUUUUACCACACCCAGAAAAGGAACUAAGCACAGACAGAGACUCUCCUGAAAUUAGCUUUCUCUCACGUACUGCUCUUAGAGUAUCCAAUGUGGUGGUUGUAAAGGAGAAAUCGUUAAUAGAGCCAGAGAAGAUCUUAGCAGUACCAAAUAUGUUUUCUGAGUCUAGAAAUGAAGCCAUGUCGACCAUGAAUUCUGAAGAAACCAAGGAUGAAGAAAGCUCUCUUAAAACAUUUGUGUCUACCUUAGAAAGGUUACUCACAUCACCAGAAAUCACUCAGGAGGAAAGACUAUUUGAAAUAAUGAGUGAUUUCGAUCCUAAAGAGUUGACCAACCCAUUGAGCAAGUCUCCAAGUUCCAUAUCAGUGUCUUUGACAUGUCACAGAGAUUUACUAAAAAACACAAAGGAUAAUGCAUUGCCAACUGAAUUGUUAGCAGCCUUAAACACAUUAUCAGAAGCCACUGUGGGACCCAUCUGUCACAAAACAGAGGGAGGCAGCAGUCUCACUGCUGGAAAUGAAUGUUUAGGAGUGGAGCCCAAGAUGUCUCAGACUGGUGAAGAUUGUAUACAAAUAACAGAGGUGAACUUGGAGUCUCUUUGUUCUCCUCGGCUUUUUGACCAAGAUUCUAAGUUAGCUGAGCUGCAGGACAAGCAUCUUUCACUGCAGCAUACUCUAGAAGAUCCAAAUCCAUUUGGAUUGCAAACUUCAGUUCAUCACAAUGUCACCACUUGUGAUUCACUAUUAAAUAAUAAGGAAAAUUCACAAUCAUUGGAAAAUGGGUCUGACCAGGACACUCUGUGCGUGUUGAGGAGAUCAUCCAGACUGAAAGCAGGAAGAGAUGCAAAGCACACAGAUGAGAUGUAUAAGAUGCCAGAAAAGAUUUUACAAAAGAUACUUGUCUGUGAGGAUCAAACAAAUAAGAAGAAGUCCUCAACUAAGAAUUUCAGAAUGCAGGAUCCUGCUUUAAUGAUUAAAGGUAAAAGGAAGAAUAUGCAUUCAGCCAGACUCAAGAGUGGAAAACAGAUCAGGAAAAACAGAAAACUUGCUGGAAAAAAUGGAAAAAUGAAGAUGAAUGAAAUACCUCUUUCUAACAUUAACCGUAGAAACAUAUUUGGAGAGAACUUACUGUAUCAGGCUGCUCUGCACAAUGACCCUGACCUUGUUCAUCAUUUUAUAGUAAAAGGGGGAAAUGUUAAUCAACAAAGUUAUGCUGGUUGGACAGCACUUCAUGAAGCUAGUGUAGGAGGAUUUUAUCAGACAGCAAGUGAACUAUUAAAAGGUGGAGCCGAUGUAAAUAUCAAAGGAAUGUACCAGAUCACUCCCCUACACGAUGCUGUCAUAAAUGGACGUUAUCAGGUGGCAGCGUUACUUCUUUUGAAUGGAGCUGAUCCCUUACUUAGAAGUGACAAUGGAAAGUGUGCUUUGGAUGAGGCCAAAGAUUCACGUAUGAAGCGUCUCCUUGAGAAAUAUAUUCCUAAACACCAAAAACAUCUUACAUCAGCUCAAAAGAACAGCACUGACCUAUCAGACAUAGAGGAUGUACACCAGCACAAGAAACCAAAAUUCAGUUCUAAAAAUCUCAUUGGGUUUGUUUGUGAUGAAAAUUCCAACAGACAGAAAUCAGAAGAUGUAAAAGUUGAUAAAGGAAGCAAAGAAGGUUUAUUUAUAAAUAAAGAUGUAUAUGAACAUUACCGAAGAGAUUCCAAAGACACAAAAUUUGGUAAAUCCAUGCAUAAGCAAUCAGCUCUUAACCAAAUACACUCUAUUAGAGGACUCAGAAAAGACAGUCUCCAGGAUAUCAAAGGUCCUAGCACAAAUGUGUCUAAAGCCAGAGGAAGAAGAAACACAUGGCAUAAAAGAACUCAAGUGGAUGAUGCAAAACAAGAAAGCAUUCCAAGAAAGACAGUCGCUGUUUCUUCUUCCAGAAGAAUAAAUAGAUUGGUUACUGGUCAACAAGAUAUUCUCCAAGGCUUUGCUGACCUUCCAGAAAAGUCACAUAAACUUUUUAGCCUAGCUCCGUCAAGCCUGAAAAAUGGAUUAGGUAAUAGUAUGGAGGCUUGUUCAGUUCUCAAAGAGACACAUAUCCACAGCCUGGAUUUAUCAGAUAAUCAGGAAACAAAAUGCUUGGAAUCCACUCAUGGAGCUGAAGCUGUUUUUUUCUCAGGACUUUCCUUACAGAAAGAAAUCAAGUUACCACUUGUUACUACACAUCAGCAGCCUGACACUCACCAAGAACAACAGCACAUUAGCCUUUCUCAUGAAAAUAGUAACUUGGGUCAAAAAGGUGAGAGCCUUAAUGAGUGGGAAAAUUCUUUCGCAUCCUUUAUAAAGGAAAAUCUUAGUGAUGAUGAUGAUUGCUAUAUCUCUGAGAAGGCUAUAACACCUAAAAAAGUGGUAUGUUCUACGGGUUGCAAAAACCACUAUAAUUGUGAAGAGAAUAUAACAAAUAGAGAAGAAAUGGAUUUUCAACAGGUUUUCCCUUCUGAAGACCGUAUUUCACAGGAAAAUAAGUUAAAAGCUUGCAGUCUAACCAUAUUUCCACAACAGGAAGCUGUUGAUUUUUCUGAGUCAGGUAAUACAAUAGGUCCUGAACAACAUGUUGCAAAUUACGGACGAUGCACAUAUGAAACUUCUUUUGAUCAUUCACAUGGCAGUCCAGAGCUUUGUCCAGGAACAUUUUCAACACAGGGAACUUCAAAGUUGACUAGUCAUGUGGAGCUAUUCAAAAGGCCUCAAGAUCCUUUAAUGGAUCAAACAGAUACGCAUACUGUGGAAAAGGUAAAUGAGGGAGAAGACGCUAAAAGGGAUUACAACGAUGAAAGUCAAAAACCAAGUUCUUCCAAAGGGCCUUUGUCUGCAGUUGUUAAUUCUCAUGUAAUAGAAACAACUACAGUUGAAAAAAGGAAACAAGAUAUUCCAGAGAACAAAACCAUACAUAAUAUAAUUUUUUAUUCUGCCGACAAUAUUAAUAAGGAAUUGACCAAUGUCUCACAACUUAGACAAAAAGAAGAGAAAGAAAUUUCUCAUAUACCAGGUGAGAAAUUAACUAAUAUCAAUGGAGAUGAAAACUCUGUGAGAAACAUUGAAAAAAAAGAAAAAACAGAUUUUGAAAUUCAAAUGUCUACUGGUAUCCAGAAACACAAAAAAGUCCGGAAUUUGAGAAGAAAACAAAAUUUUUUGAAAGCUACCUGCAGCCAAGCAUUUGGCAGAAGAGAAGCCUCAGUUUUGCUUGGCAAAUUUUCAGAAAUGAAAACAGCUGGAAUCAAUAAGAGGCAUGCCAGAAGGGAAAGCCGGCUUCAUUUGGCUGCCACAAGAGGAAAUUUGUCUCUGGUGAAGGCUCUAAUAGAAUCCGGAGCAGAUGUGAAUGUAAAAGAUAAUGCAGGUUGGACACCACUCCAUGAGGCAUCUAGUAAGGGAUCUAAUGAUAUAAUUGUAGAGUUGUUAAAAGCUGGUGCUAAUGUUAAUUGUGAAAAUGUAGGUGGGAUUCUGCCCUUACAUGAUGCUGCCUCCAGCAGUCAUUUAAAGGCAGCUGAGAUUCUACUACAACAUGGAGCAAACCCAAAUCAAAAGAAUCAAAAGCAGAAUACUGCUUUGGAUGAAGCAGAUGAUGGAAAAACGAAAGAGCUGCUGAAAUCUUAUGAUGCUGUUGAGACUGAUAAUAGAGAUGAAAGUAAUGCUACCGUCACUGUCAAAAUUCCUGCUGCCCGACCAAAAAGACAUAAACAGUGUUUUAGUGACGACUGCAAAAGUGUUGAUCCACCUUUUCUUUCACACAGAGAAAAAACAAGAGAAAGCCAUCCUGUGCAUCAUACCAUCAGUGCCAUUCUACAAGACAUAGAAGAAAAACAAGAAAGUUUACUAGAAUUUGAAAUAAGAACCCCUGAAGAUGCAGAACAAUACAUUGAAAAGAUGUUAGAGAUAAAAGAGGUUAUGGAUAAUGUGCUUGCCAAACAGAAGGCAGAAAGGGAUGAUCUGGCUAAAAAAUACAGAGUGUCCAUAGAAUCAUUUAAGCAAGGAGUCCUCAGAGAACAACUGGCUAAUUUGGCCACAAGACAGAAGAGCCUUUUAGUUGUGGCAAAAAAACAGAAAAAAAUUAGCCAGAAAAUUCAAAACUAUAAAAACAUUACAUCUGUGUCUGGUCCUGGUUUGAAGAGGCUUCCAUCCAGCUCAGAAAUCUCUAGUGACAAGGACAGCCAAAGGCUUACCAGUCUGGGAAAUUCAGUGCAGCCCCAUUCAGGUUCAUGUUCUCCUGUCAGCCUUAUUUGUGGAAGCAUACAGGAAACACAGUCAUCUCUGGAAACAUGGAAUGGCAGCCAAAAUACCAACACUUGUGUAAAUUCAGAGACAGUGAGAAGGGAAGAAUUUUUUGGAAAUGAGCUGAAUUCUAAACAGAAUGUCAAUGACUGUACCUUGGAUGGGUUAUCAAAAUCCAGACAUUCAGAUGGCACUAAGAAGAUUAAAUUACCACCCCAGCCUGUUGCUUUUCUUGCUCAAGCAGAAUAUUCACAAAAAGAAAACGAUCUUACAGAAACUCCAGCCAAAGGGAAUGAAUCUUACAGUAGUCCUUCAGCAGUAACUGGCACAUUAAAUAUUUCAGAGACUACAGGCAGACUUGCCGAAAAUGAUGCCCAUCUAUCAACUGUUAUUUGCAAUCAGGCUCCUACCAAUUGUGAUCUGAAAAGAGGAAACAGGAAAAUAGCUUCCCAGCAGCCACCUAGGGGGACAUUAGAAUCCUUGGCACACCAAGGGACUGAUGCCUUAGGCAGUACUACUGGGCAUCAGAUGAAAUCAUAUCUUAAAAAAUCAGUUUUUGCUGUUCCCCAUGCUCAUGAUGGUGAGAGCUCCUAUUCCUCGGGAUCUGGCCGUCAACAUAUUAUAAAAAACCCUUUAAACAAUAGCACAGCUCCCAGAAAGAAAUAUAUGCAGAUAAAAGAUCUGAUAUUACUAGGAAGAAUUAAUCCAGGAAAUAACAUUCUGGAAUUCAAAACACAGGAGACUACUCACAAAGCCAGUGUUUUAUUGAGUGGUAAAAUUAAGGUAGAAAAUGGUCAGAUUUAUCAAAAUCCAGUCACCUGGCUCAAGGAUCUUCUAGGAGACGACAGUUACGUGACUUGGAAUUAUGCUUGGAGUAAGGUAACAUAUCUGGGGAAAGAGCUUGUAAAGUACGUUUCUGAGGAAAUACCUGUACCCUCAGAGCCAAACAUGGCGCCUCAGCAACAUCAACCUUGUCUUCCAGGAACUUCCAGAGAGUCAAUGCAAAACAUCCCACAUUAUCUACAAAUAAAAGAAGUUCUAUUAAUCAGCGAUCAAGAAUUUCUCCCAUGCCAUAUAAUGGAUCAACAUUGGAAGUUCUAUGUGGAAUGCGAAGAGCUAACAUUCUAAAACCUUGUUUUCUUAAUAAUUUAAUAGGUAUUUGUUCAUAUUAUUAAGCCACAUUCAUGUUUUAUCUUAUAAGGGCCAGGGGGCCUAUUUUAAUACACACUUUAUGAGUUGCUACUUAAGAUGUGUGUUUACUAUUGUAAGAAAAAAUAGAACUCAAACUAUUGUAGUUAGAUAAAAUACUUUUUUGCCAUUGUAAUAAAGGCAUUUUUGAAAUAAA